Molecule: messenger RNA, 1278 nt
Organism: Guillardia theta CCMP2712
Lineage: Eukaryota; Cryptophyceae; Pyrenomonadales; Geminigeraceae
Exons: 3
Coding region: 1-1278 (425 amino acids)
Biological process (GO): regulation of DNA-templated transcription
Molecular function (GO): zinc ion binding; DNA-binding transcription factor activity, RNA polymerase II-specific
Source: RefSeq, a predicted model, not a curated record
AUGGAAAAUUUGGGUGACGACGACGAUCUGCGAAGGCUCCUAGAGGAGUCCUUGAAGCGUCCACGAUCGCAAGGCCGCGCCUGCACCCGCUGCAGACGCCAGAAGCUCCGCUGCGACCGCCUCAGGCCCUGCCUCAGCUGCAUCACGCGAGGCUGCCAGGAUGAAUGUGAUGCCGAGAUGGGAGCGACGUCAUGCCUGUCGUGCAAGGUGUCGAAGACGAGGUGCGACAAGAGCCGGCCUUGCUCUACCUGCAUUGCUCGGGGCAAAGUCGAAGAAUGUCGCAACGAACCGACAAACAAGACUUCAGCUGAUAACAAGGAAAGCAGGAUGGAAAAUGAGAUAACGAAAUUGCGAGGAUUGCAGAACCAAAGGAUUCAAAACCUCCAAGACGAUGUAACUUCACCAUGGACUCCACUCUCUCCCGAGUCAACUGGAAUACUUGAUGCACUCCUGCCGCUCGUCGUCGCCUCGUCGCGGGCGGGGUACAGCGAGCCGGCGGUCCUGCGGCUGAUCAACGCCAUGGGCCCUGACCUCCGCGGGGUGCUGGGCUCCUUGGCUGAGACGGUCGGGGAGCUCAACGCGGCCCGGGCCCGGGCUGGAGAGGGUCUGCGCGGGAGGGACGCAAGCAGGACCAGCGAGCCCCCGGCAGCAGAAGCGUCGUCACGGGGCUGGGCAUCGUGGAGGGUGCACUGGGGACCGGGGGAGGCCCAGCGGGGGAGGACGGAGGUGACGAGGGGGCUGGAGGGGCUAUGGGAGGUGGCAGGGGCAGGCGAGGAGCAAGCGGGAGAGAGGCAUGGCGAGGAGGGGCUGGUCGAGCGGGAGCUGCCGACGUCAGACGUGGAGUACGUGUGCAUGCUGGUGGACGAGCUGCUGUCGUCCGGGGAGGCGCGGGCGGUGAGCUACCACCGUCUGUGCGGGAGGUCAGCGGGGGGUCUGCUGGAGGACAGCAUGCUGGUGCGGUCGACGGUAGAGAGGGAGGAGGACGAGACGGGGCGUGUGGUGAGCAGCCUGCACACGGUGGAGGCGGUGGAGACGGAGGAGUGGGAGAGGAUCCAGGGGAGCGCCGAGACCAGGUCGACAUACAUGCAGCUACGGAGAUACCUCGGGGAGGAGCCGACGGGGGAGGAUGUAGUACGAACGCACCGGACGGACAUGCUUUUCGGGGAGGACUUUGGGAGCAUGUCGGAGACGCGGGAGGGGCGGGAGAGGAUGGAGAGGAUGAGGAGCUUCUUCGAGGAGCAACUUUCAGCGCUCAAAAUUACUACACCAAACUUGUAA